Molecule: messenger RNA, 2472 nt
Organism: Vitrella brassicaformis
Lineage: Eukaryota; Vitrellaceae
Source: the annotation of a GenBank genome assembly
GAAUGAAUGAGCCCCGACGGCAGAGGAGCGCUCGUCAGCUCUUCCAGAGGCGGCAAAACCCCUUCCAGCCUGGCUCCCGGGUCAUCGGCAAGCAUGGCACCAUAAACUACACGCUCGAGGGCGAGGAGGGAGCGCCGUUGUGCGUGUGCAUCCACGGCUUGAACAGUAGCAUGGGCCAGUAUGAAGAUCUCGCCGUGCAUCUCAUCGCAAACGGCUACAGGGUGCUGAGAUUCGGUAAGCUCCGGAGGGCCAAUGGCAUCGAACGGUCAGUGCGUUCGCGCGUGUGUGCAUUGUUGUGCCUGUGUGCAUUUCUGCUAUGGUAACACACAGACCUGUACGGCCAUGGGAUGUCAUCCACACCAAAGAUGACAUCCUAUGGGCCGGAGGUGUUUGUGGGUCAGGUGGGUGAGCUGCUGCACAAGUGCGGGCUCGGGGAGACCCGCUUCAGCAUCAUCGGCUUCUCCAUGGGCGGACUCAUCGCUGGUAAGGAAGGGCACACACAGAUGAUGGAUUGGGAAUGAAGGCAUGCAGGCUGGGCGGGCGUGUGUGGGUGUGGGUGUGCGAUAUUGUGUGCAGCGUUGAGUGCACUUGCGUAUCGAGACAGAAUCGAUGGCGUGGUGCUGCUGGGGCCGGCAGGCAUGCUCAGGGGCAAACCCAGCGCCAUGUAAGUACGUAUGAAUGUGAGGGCACACGCAGCCAGCAAACCAAACCACUGUCUGUCUGCCUUGCGUCGGCGACCGACGUUCACUCUUGCUCCCUUAUUUCUGUCCGUUUCGUUCGGCUGCUUGGAUGAAUGAGUCAGUCGCGCGCUGGACACGUGUGGGUGUUGCAUCAUCCCGGUGGCUCGCAACUGUGCCUCGAGGUGCUGUGUCAAAAGGGACGACUUCAUGGUGGGUCGGUGAGUGAGGGAGCAGAAAGGAAAGGUUGAACCGCACGGGAAGGGAAUGCGAGUGUUGGUGUGUGUUGGUGUGUGUGCGUGUGUGUGUGUGUGUGUCAGGAGUUGUUUUAUGACAGCAGUGAGCACGCUGGUCGGGCGCAUCUGGCCUAUACUAGAUAUGUGUGGAGGGUGAGGAAGGAACCACACAGGGGGCGACAUACAUACAUACAUGCAUGCAGCAGUCGGGGAUAUCUAUCUCUCUUUGCUUUGUGUGAUGCGAUAUGGUGCGAUGUGGUGCGUUUGUUUCUCAUGUCAGUUUGGCCGCACUGUCGAAACGCUGCUGCGAGUGGCGAGGGGCAUGCCGCUGUGGUAGGCUCACACCCCGCCCCGCCCACGCAGCCUGUCUGACACAUUGAUUGACAUUGUUGUUGCUAUCUAUCUGUUGUGACAGGGACAACCCGGACCCAUUUGAGCAGCUUGCUUCUCUCGACAUUCCUGUGCUUCUCGGAUGGGGGUCAGACAGACAGACAGACGGAGAAGAGAUGGAUGCACCAACCAACGGGAUAUUUGAUCAAUGAUCGUGUUGUUGGUUGUUGUGUUGUCGAUCGUCGAUAUAUCAGUGUGGAGGACGACGUGACGCCCAUCUCGGAGUGCUGGCAGUUCAUGCGGUCAACCUUCCCCACGGCACCGAUACUGCUGUAUCCCAAUGCGAAGCACCAGGUACUCAUCGAGUGCUUCCCCCAGGUCUCGAGGUGAGGACACAGACUCACACACACACACACACGCACACACGCACUCGCCAAGCCAGCCACCGUAUGUGUGUCUGCGUGAGGAACUCUCACUCAGGGACAUCCUCGCAUUCCUCCUGGUGGGUGGGUGACACUCAAUGGAGGAAGGCCAUUCGCCCAACGAUGCACAUCAUGUUUGUAAUGUAUUGUGUGCCGUGCAGCGUCGGCCAAUCCCGGCAGUGGCAACGAACCCCCCUUCAAGUGACGGGACCUACUCAAUGGUGAGCCUACCGACAGUAGAUGGAUGGGCCGGAGGGGCACUCACUGCAUUCGUGUGGUCUUUCCUCCUUCCAGGCUCACGUGAGUGCCCCAAAGGACAUAUCGCUGGACUCGUCUGUGGUCGAGACGCAACUGCAGACGACGAGCGACUCCACGACGACCACCACUGUGCCAGUGCUGUGGCUGCCCACGGAUGCGUCAGCGGCGACGACGGUGAUCCCCCCACCGUCGCAGCAAGUCAUGGCGGCCGCUGCCUCGCUGCCGUGCCCACAGAUGAUACACAGGGGUGACCCCUAUCUACCGCCCCUCUUGGUGCAGGCCAUCGAUACGGGCAGGCACUCACACGCAGGGCAGGCGCAGCGGAAGGGGAGCGGGGCUGAUCAGCUUCAUGGGAUUGAGAUGAAGAAUGCUGUUGUGUGAUGGAUGGAUGGAUGGAUGGAUGGAUGGGACAGAUGGGACAGACUGAGUGGGUGUGGUGUGUAGAUAUGAAUGCACUCGUGGCACUCUCUGCACGGAUAGGUGGCUGUGCGGUGAGUCCGACAGUGUGUUACUCGAGAGUCCGAGGUUGUCUGUGUAAGAGACUGUCGA